Monopterus albus (swamp eel) is the source of this 2568-nucleotide messenger RNA. It is a transcript of the gene parp16, whose product is annotated as poly (ADP-ribose) polymerase family, member 16. Bases 187 to 1173 code for a protein of 328 amino acids. The record is from RefSeq and is a predicted model, not a curated record. Gene Ontology annotation, molecular function: NAD+ poly-ADP-ribosyltransferase activity. The transcript is spliced from 7 exons. NCBI's taxonomy places the organism in Eukaryota, Metazoa, Chordata, Actinopteri, Synbranchiformes, Synbranchidae.
CACAGUAGUCUGACAAUGCUAUAUUUGUCAUCAGUAGUGUUAUUCGUCCACACGUAUGUUAGCAGCUCGGCUAAUGUUAGCUAACGGUAACCAACUAACGUAUGCUAACUGUAAGCUUAGCCAACUUAUUACCUGUGGUGGACGUUGACUGAUGUACUGCAUUUGAUAAACAAUUGAGUGCUGGGAAUGCAGCCACCACUCCCACCUGAGGCGGUCAGAGAGCUGGUGUGCUCCUGUCUGCACAGAGACCCAGUAGCAGCAGACCUUCGCCUCAGCCUGUUUGUUGCAGCUGCACAGAACUACAAGAGGGACUCUUUGCUUAGACCCUUCCCUCCUAGAUACACAUGUGGUGACGAUAAGGACUUUGAAGAGCUGUUGGCAGAUGUGAAUUCUUUGCCUGGUGUGAGAGAACUGGUGAGACUACGACCUGGACAGGGAGAUCAUCAUCUGUCUCUAACACACUGGAUUCUCUCUUCAAAGAGCUUUGCUGUGAAGACGCUACAGAAAGAUGAGUUUCCCAAACUUUGUGACUUGAUGGAGCAUGAAGGGAUUUCUGCACCUGUGCCAGACUUCCUCUUUGAGCUGGAGUACAGUGAUCAGAUGAAUGCCAGGUUUGAAAAGACAAGGGCAGACAGAAACGUCUUCUAUGCAUUCCAUGGCAGCCGUCUGGAGAACUUUCACUCAAUCAUUCACAACGGUCUGCAUUGUCACCUCAACAAGAACUCAGUGUUUGGAGAGGGGACCUACCUCACAAGUGACCUCAGCAUGGCUGUCCUCUAUAGUCCCCACAACAGCAGCUGGCGAGAAAGCCUCCUGGGCCCGCUGCUCAGCUGUAUUGCCUUGUGUGAAGUCAUUGAUCACCCAGAUGUCAAGUGCCAGGUCAAGAAAAAAGAUUCUGAAAUCACUGACCGUCGGCGCUCAAGGGCAAAGAACAGCGAAGGAGGGGAUGUACCACAGAAAUACUUUGUAGUCACCAACAAUCAGCUUUUGCGAGUGAAGUACUUACUUGUUUACUCUCAGAGGAGGCAUCUGUCCAGACGUUCCCACAGCACCUCCUGGCUCUUCAAACACCACUUUGCCAUCAUGAUGAGUCUCUACCUUCUGCUGCUCAUAUUCAUUGGUGCCUUUAACUCCGCCACUUUUCUAUCCUUUUGGAACAGACUAUUCAGGUGACAAGACAACAGGACAGACGGCCCAGAUGUGCCUUCCUGAUCAUAGACUGACUGGAGGCCUGAGCAAAGACAACAUUUAUGCAUCUUUAUACUGUUUUCUUUUUACAGUUCUUUUCUUUAUUUGUACAAAAUAGUGAUGUUAUUCCAAGACAAAAAAAUCUUAUCAUAUAGCGGCUAACAAGAUCCUAUUGUGUAUUAAUCUGUAAUAAGACCGGUCUGCAUUUUAAGAAUGUCAUGCAGUGUUUAAUUUGUAAUUUCUAUGAUUGAGUGAAGGUUGAGAUUUGUAGAUAAGCUCAGGAGCUGUGUAGUUUCAGUCCUUUUAUUAAUCAAAGUGAGGAAAAACUGCACAUUCAAAAGUCAAAGAGCCCUUGUGACAUGAGUUUUUUUGUUUGUUUUUGAGGUCUUAAACACAGGACACAAACUGACUAUACUGACCCAUUUUGCCUGAUUGGCUGUUGAGCAGGCAAAAAAUACACUGCUCCCCUUUAAGUGCUCACUUUCAGUGGUAUUGCUGUUCUACUCAGGUGUUUGGAAAUGAAUGAUUUGGGACUGUUCAUGUCCUGAUAAAUGUAACUGCAGAAGAUUUAAUGAAGGAAAACUCAUUAAGUCAUUUUGGUUGUACUGACAUUUAAAGUCAUGGGUCAUAGAAAGGCCACUGAUAAACUCACUCUUAAUUAUUUCAGAUGUACUUUUUAUCUUUAAAGGACUUAUGCUGUAUAUCCUCUUAAAAGUGAACAGGUUCUUUAUCUGGUGAGGUUUUUUUUGACACUAAUAAAAUUUACAUUUGAUUUAAGUAGUUUCAAGGGUUUGAGUGCAGUUUGUUGUAAAGUUAAUUUACAAAAUAUAUUUUCCAAAUGUAGUGUUUGACUUUAAAUGAUUGCUUUGCUAAAGAUCUUUAUAGCAUCUCACAUUAUUCUGACAUGCUGAGAAUAAUCAAAUAUCUGGAGUUGCUUCCCGUACACUUUAAAGGUCAUUCUCUCUUUAUAAUCUCUUGUACUUCUCUGUUCCAGGGUUUGUGCUGUAUUCAGACAAUGACAUGCUGCCUCUGACAGGGGCACAUUUAUUACAGCUGGACCGUAGACAGUCCUUUGUUAUCCGUUGUUUUUAUCAGUUAAAAAAAAAUGAGAAGGAUAUAUGGGAUUGAUAACGGAGGCGGUUUGCUUUGUUGACAAAUCCUGUUGUUCUAAUAGAUAAUAUACAUGAUAUGCUGAUGUAUAUGUACACACAAAUGUACAAAAGGAAGGAAAUCUGGGUAGUUUUUGUAGUUGCAUUGUAAAAGGACAUUAUUAACUGAAGUAGUUGCAUUUGUGAAGCUUUUCCAUGAAGUAAAACUUUCCUGGUUCAUGUAAAGUGCAUACAGCAGUUUACAAUUUCUUUAAAGGCUGUCUAAUCUUUG